This is a messenger RNA of Fusarium keratoplasticum, 219 nucleotides long. RefSeq lists its product as uncharacterized. Lineage: Eukaryota; Fungi; Ascomycota; Sordariomycetes; Hypocreales; Nectriaceae. The coding region runs from base 1 to 219 and encodes 72 amino acids. The transcript has 3 exons. The record is from RefSeq and is a predicted model, not a curated record. Gene Ontology annotation, biological process: proton motive force-driven ATP synthesis.
AUGGCUGGCGUCGCUUACUACACCAUUGCCGGCAAGCAGGUCGGCGGUCACUACCUGGCCAUGGCCUGGUUGGCCUCCCUCUACGCCGGUGUCAAGUAUGCCACCUCUGGCAGCUCCAGCAAGCCCAGCGCCACCGCCGCUCCCCCGAUCAACGCCUCCAGCUCCGACGAGGCUGACUUCAUCAAGAACUUCCUCGAGCAGCAGGACAAGAAGAACUAA